AUGUCUCUCAACAUGAAAACGUUUACACAAGCGCUGGCGAAAACGGCAGCGGUCAUUGAAAAAACCGUACAAACGACCGUACAAGAAGUUACAGGACCAAAACCCUUACAAGACUAUGAUCUACUUGACCAGAUCGGCUCAGCAGGACCCGGUCUCGCGUGGAAGCUCUAUUCUGCGAAGGCAGCGCGUGAGUCAACGCGCACGCACCAGUACCCGACGGUGUGCGUGUGGGUGCUGGAUAAGAAGGCGUUGUCGGAAGCACGAGCGCGUGUGGGUUUAACGAAGGCGGCAGAGGACGCGUUUUUGGAUGUGAUACGAGCGGAUGCUGCGAGGUUGGUUAGAAUUAGGCAUCCGGGAGUGGUGCAUGUUGUUCAGGCUUUGGAUGAGAAUAAGAAUGCCAUGGCGAUGGUGACGGAACCGCUUUUUGCGUCGGUGGCGAAUGCGAUUGGGAAUUUGGAGAAUGUGGGGAAAGUGCCUAAGGAGCUCAAGGGAAUGGAAAUGGGCUUGUUAGAGGUGAAGCAUGGCUUGCUACAAAUUGCAGAAUCCUUGGACUUCCUUCAUAACAACGCACAUCUCAUUCACAGGGCUAUAGCUCCUGAGAAUGUUCUAAUUACUUCAAGUGGAGCAUGGAAGCUUGGUGGAUUUGGUUUUGCAAUAUCAACAGAUCAGGCUUCAGGCGAUUUGGCUAGUUCCCAGGCCUUUCAUUAUGCUGAAUAUGAUGUCGAGGACUCUAUGCUGCCCCUUCAGCCAUCGCUGAAUUACACUGCACCUGAACUUGUUAGGAGCAAAGCACCUUCAGCUGGAUGCUCUUCUGAUAUUUUCAGUUUUGGAUGCCUUGCCUACCAGUUGAUUGCUCACAAGCCUUUGAUUGACUGCCACAACAAUGUCAAGAUGUACAUGAAUGCCUUGAAUUACUUAUCCAGUGAAGCUUUCUCCUCUAUUCCACAAGAAUUAGUUCCUGACCUACAGAGGAUGCUCUCUGCAAAUGAGUCUACCAGGCUAACAGCUAUGGAUUUUACAGGUUCUCCAUUUUUCAGGAAUGACACUAGGCUGCGUGCUCUUCGCUUCCUAGACCACAUGCUAGAAAGAGAUAACAUGCAGAAGUCUGAGUUCAUAAAAGCAUUAUCAGAUAUGUGGAAAGACUUUGACUCUCGUGUGCUGCGAUAUAAGGUGCUUCCACCUCUAUGUGCUGAACUAAGGAAUUUGGUCAUGCAACCAAUGAUUCUCCCCAUGGUUCUCACCAUAGCAGAGUCUCAGGAUAAAUUUGACUUUGAACUAUCAACACUUCCAGCUCUUAUUCCUGUCCUCAGUACUGCUGCUGGCGAGACACUGCUGCUGCUUGUGAAGCAUGCUGAACUCAUUAUCAACAAGACAAGUCAGGAUAACUUAAUAUCCCAUGUUCUGCCCUUGCUUGUUCGAGCUUAUGAUGAUACUGAUCCACGCAUUCAAGAGGAAGUUUUGAGAAAGUCAGUCUCUCUUGCCAAGCAGUUAGAUGUUCAGAGAAGUUCCUCGGUGCAAAAUAGGGGUAAAGGGGAGAGGCUGGAAGGUGGUCUCAUAAGAGAGGCAAUGCUAGUGAAACAAGCAAUUUUGCCUCGUGUUCAUGGAUUAGCUCUAAAAACAACUGUUGCUGCGGUAAGAGUCAAUGCUCUGCUAUGUUUUGGAGAUCUUGUUAGCACACUCGAUAAACAUGCUAUUCUAGAGAUCUUGCAAACAAUUCAGCGUUGUACAGCGGUUGAUCGUUCUCCUCCUACCCUUAUGUGUACUCUUGGUGUUGCAAACUCAAUUCUCAAGCAGCAUGGAGUAGAAUUUGUUGCAGAGCAUGUUCUUCCACUGCUUACACCUCUUCUGACUGCACAGCAGUUGAAUGUUCAGCAGUUUGCUAAGUAUAUGCUCUUUGUAAAGGAUAUCCUCAGGAUAAUAGAAGAGAAAAGAGGAGUUACAGUAACUGAUUCUGGAGUUCCAGAGGUGAAGUCAUCAUCUUUUCCCAAUGGGGUUCAGCCUCAAGCCUUGAGCAAAACAAGUGGUACUGUUGCACCGGCAGCAAAGAGCAGCACUUCAUGGGAUGAGGAUUGGGGUCCUGUCCCAAAAGGAUCUGCCACUGCUCGCCGGCCUUCAGCAAGCAAUGCAUUGCCUACUCCAUCGAUUUCAGCCAAUCAGCCAAUUCAAUUGACAUUUUUGCAAUCAGAAUCUCCCAUGACAUCUGCAGGAUCCAGUAAGCAAACAACCAUCUCAUGCCCUGCAGUUGAUGUAGAAUGGCCUCCACGGGCAACUUCAAAUGUAAUGCCUCAGCUAGAUAAUGGAAACAAGCAACUGGGCACAGGAGCAUCAUCCACUUCAAAUUUUGAUGAUAUAGAUCCUUUUGCUGAUUGGCCGCCAAGACCAAAUGGCACUUCUAGUAGUUCUGGAGCUUCCAACAAUGGCACAACAGGACCAUGGCCCAAUAGUUACAGUUCAAAUUUGAUCACGAGCACACCCAACAGUAUGAAUUUCCAGAACAACGAAAGUAACCCCUGGGCCUUCAACAACCAAAGCUCAUUUGAGCCAUUGAAACCAAAUCAAGGCACUCCAGCUUUGAAUUCUGGUAGUUUGAAUAGUGGUCCUAAUCCCCAGAGCUCUAUUGGCUUCAUGAAACAGAACCAGAGUACAUCAACUUUGGGUUCUUAUAACAAUAUGAAGUCAACAGAUCUUGGAUCCAUAUUUGGUUCCAGCAAGAAUGAGCAGACUGCACCAAAACUUGCUCCACCCCCAUCAACUGCUGUGGGUAGAGGAAGAGGGAGGGUCACCACAUCAACCUCUAGGUCUAGCCAUGUAAAGCAACAAUCUGGACAACCACCUCUUUUAGAUUUGCUAUAA
Molecule: messenger RNA, 2853 nt
Organism: Dovyalis caffra
Lineage: Eukaryota; Viridiplantae; Streptophyta; Magnoliopsida; Malpighiales; Salicaceae
Source: the annotation of a GenBank genome assembly